Messenger RNA from Diospyros lotus (date-plum), 1587 nucleotides. Its product is annotated as F-box protein At3g07870. The coding region runs from base 83 to 1312 and encodes 409 amino acids. NCBI's taxonomy places the organism in Eukaryota, Viridiplantae, Streptophyta, Magnoliopsida, Ericales, Ebenaceae. The transcript has a single exon. The record is from RefSeq and is a predicted model, not a curated record. Gene Ontology annotation, molecular function: protein binding.
UAAUUAAUCAAUCCGUUCUUAUCAAACUUGUCCGUGUUUUUCUUCUCCCCAAUCCUCCAUUCCUUUCCAUGCCGCCUCAGCCAUGGAUUUGGCCGCCGAGAAACCCACCAAGAAAAGAAAAUCCGAUCCAGAGCCAACGGCAAUGGAGAUCCUGCCCCAAGAAAUCGCCAUGGACAUUCUUUCGAGGCUCCCCAUAACCUCGCUUCUGCAAUUCAGGUUCGUGAACAGAGGAUGGAACAGAUUAUCGCGCGACCCGGAUCUCGUCGAGUUGCAAUUUUCCCAGACGGCCCGGGAAAACCCGUUUCUGAUUUUCCAUUGCGACAAUCCCCUCAGGAACCAGCUCUAUUUUCUGGCGCUUUCUGGCGGGCAGGAAAGUGCGAUUGCCAAGAAAAUUCAGACCCCUUUCUGGGAAGCCAUGCCGGAGUUCGAUGUAAUAGCUUCCUGUAAUGGCCUGCUCUGUUUAUCCGAUUCCUUGUACGGCGAUCCGUUGUUCGUGUACAAUCCUUUCACUAGGCAGCACAGAGAGCUCCCAAAAUCCAGGCAAUUUGAUGAUCAAGAAGUUGUUUUUGGAUUUGGGUUUCAUCCAGUGAGUAACGAAUACAAGGUGGUGAAGAUAAUCCAUUACUGGAAUCAGUACGAUGCAUUUCCCCGGCGCCGGAGAUUCAGAAUCCCCGGCCUGAGAAGAUCUGAGGUUCAGGUUUUCAGCCUCAACGGGAGCAGAAACUGGAAAUCCCUAGGGAAAGUGCCAUACCCACUAGAGCGGAGGUCAUCCGAGGCUCUGGUGAAUGGGAGGCUGCACUGGCUGACUCAGCCGCUCCGACGGCCGGGGCUUCGCCGGAGCUGCGGGAUAGUGUCUUUUGACAUAGCGGAUGAGCAGUUCAGGGAGGUAGCAAGGCCGGAUUGUGGUGGCCUGAACAGAACAAACUAUCAUCUGGUAGUGUUGGGAGGGUGUCUUGCCGCAGUGGUUUGUUUCCACCAUUACAGGUUUGAGAUUUGGGUUAUGAAAGAGUACGAUGUGAAGGAGAGCUGGGUGAAGGAAUUCAACAUCAAAGAUGGCUCCCCACGGUUCAUGAAGUCACAGACAAGGCAUCCGUAUGGGAUCUGGAAGCAUGCUUCCGGGCAGCGAAUCGCCCGGGUUGUGUGCAUGCUGGAGAAUGGCAAUAUCUUGAUAGAGUAUAGGGGCGGGGUUCUGGUUUCCCAUGAUCCAAUCAGUGGAACAUCAGAGAAGCUAGCGGUUCAGGGGCUACCUGAUUUCUUCAGAUCAGUUGUUCAUGUUGGCUGCCUCAAAUGGAUAGAUUCGCCCCUCCCGUAGACAGUUUUGCCCUUCAUUGAAGCCGGCAUGAUCCCAAUCCAAUCACUGGCUGGAGCUCUGACAUGGGCGAUCCCCAGAAGCUCAGCGUUGGCAGGAACUGGAUUGCAGCUUUUCAGUUCAUCAGAAGAUGAUACUGGGAGCCUAAUUGUGUUCUAUCUGCCAAAGUAGCAUGAUAAGGUUUAGACCACACUAAGCGGUUCAAUCUGUGAUUUCCUUUCCCUUUUGAUAACUAUUGGAUCUUUUGGUGCUAAAUUCAAUGGCCAUAUUGGGUGAAA